Cyprinus carpio (common carp) is the source of this 3188-nucleotide messenger RNA. RefSeq names its product dolichyl-diphosphooligosaccharide--protein glycosyltransferase subunit STT3B-like. Gene Ontology annotation, cellular component: membrane. The record is from RefSeq and is a predicted model, not a curated record. Gene Ontology annotation, molecular function: dolichyl-diphosphooligosaccharide-protein glycotransferase activity. The coding region runs from base 137 to 2170 and encodes 677 amino acids. The transcript has 15 exons. Lineage: Eukaryota; Metazoa; Chordata; Actinopteri; Cypriniformes; Cyprinidae. Gene Ontology annotation, biological process: post-translational protein modification.
GUUUGUGAACAGGUUUAAUUACAGAUCCACCCAUCAUCUGACCACCAACGGUUUCUACGAGUUCCUCAACUGGUUCGAUGAGAGAGCCUGGUAUCCUCUGGGACGAAUCGUUGGAGGAACGGUCUAUCCUGGUCUGAUGGUGACUGCAGGUCUGAUUCACUACAUCUUGAACCUCGUCCACCUGACCGUCCACAUCCGGGAUGUCUGCGUGUUCCUGGCACCCGUCUUCAGUGCUCUGACGGCCGUCGCCACCUUCCUGCUGACACGUGAGCUGUGGAAUCAGGGGGCGGGGCUUCUGUCCGCCUGCUUCAUGGCCGUCGUGCCCGGAUACAUCUCACGCUCGGUGGCCGGAUCAUUCGAUAACGAGGCCAUUGCCAUAUUUGCCCUGCAGUUCACCUACUUCCUGUGGGUGAAGUCGAUCAAAACUGGAUCGGUGUUCUGGACCAUCGGAUGUUGCCUCUCGUAUUUCUACAUGGUGUCGGCGUGGGGCGGUUACGUCUUCAUCAUUAAUCUGAUUCCUCUUCACGUGUUCGUUCUGCUGUUGAUGCGCCGCUUCAGUAAGAGAGUUUACAUCGCGUUCAUUGGUCUGAUUCUGUCUAUGCAGAUUCCUUUCGUUGGGUUUCAGCCAAUCAGAACCAGCGAACACAUGGCAGCGGCUGGUGUGUUCGUGCUCGUGCAGCUCUACUCGUUCCUGCAGUUCCUGCGAGACAGACUGACGCGGCAGGACAAACAGACUCUGUUUUCUGUCUGCGUUUGUGUUGCUGCGCUGCUGCUGUUUGUGUGUGUCGUUUACCUCAGCUGUAUCGGUUGGAUCGCUCCGUGGAGCGGACGCUUUUAUUCACUCUGGGACACGGGAGUUUGUGUUCAUUUUACGAUCAUCGCGUCCGUAUCGGAGCAUCAGCCGACCACCUGGGUUUCCUUCUUCUUUGAUCUUCACAUCCUGGUCUGCACCUUCCCAGCAGGCCUGUGGUUCUGCAUCAGAAACAUCAACGCCGAGCGCGUGUUUGUGGUUCUGUAUGGCAUCAGCGCGGUGUAUUUCGCCGGUGUGAUGGUGCGGCUCAUGCUGACUCUGACGCCUGUGGUGUGCGUUCUGUCGGCCGUGUGUUUCUCCAGCGUGUUUGAACGCUAUCUGAGCGACGAGGUCAAGCAGGAUGAUCCUCCUGCUGAAGACGCUGCUGACGAGGAUGACAAGAGGAACUCUGGGAGUCUCUAUGAUAAGGCUGGUAAGCUGCGCAAGCAUCACGUGUGUGAAGAGGGUUUUGGUUCAAACAUCAGGAGUCUGGUGAUCGUCCUCCUGCUGCUGCUGCUGCUGAUGUUCACUGUUCACUGCACGUGGGUCACCAGUAAUGCUUAUUCCAGUCCCAGUGUCGUGCUGGCGUCCUACAACCACGACGGCUCGCGCCGCAUCCUGGAUGAUUUCAGAGAGGCGUACUAUUGGCUGCGGCUCAACACAGACCAACACGCGCGUGUCAUGAGCUGGUGGGAUUAUGGGUAUCAGAUCGCAGGCAUGGCCAACAGAACCACACUAGUGGACAACAACACCUGGAACAACAGCCACAUCGCACUGGUGGGCAAAGCCAUGGCAUCCAAUGAGAGUGUGGCGUAUGACAUCAUGAGGCUGCUGGAUGUGGACUAUGUGCUGAUCAUCUUCGGAGGGGUGAUCGGAUACUCGGGCGAUGACAUCAACAAGUUCCUGUGGAUGGUGAGGAUCGCCGAGGGAGAACAUCCCAGAGACGUGCGGGAGAGUGAUUUCUUCACGCCGCUGGGAGAGUUCAGGGUGGAUAAAGCCGCGUCUCCAGCGCUGCUCAACUCGCUGAUGUAUAAGAUGUCCUACUAUCGCUUUGGAGAAAUGCAGCUGGACUUCAGAACUCCUCCAGGAUUCGACCGAACGCGAAACGCCGAGAUCGGAAACAAGGACGUGAGGCUGAGGCACCUGGAGGAAGCCUUUACCUCCGAGCACUGGCUCGUCCGGAUCUACAAAGUCAAAGAUCUGGACAACCGGCAGCCGCUGGAGCGCAAACCUCGAGUCACCAAUCACAGACACAAACACACACACUAUCACUCCUCCAGGAAGGGCACCAGGAGGAAACGAGGAUUCAUUAAAAACAAACUUGUUCUGAAGAAAGGCAGAAGACUGAACCGGAAACUGAAGCGAACUGGACUAGACUGAACUGAACCGGAUCAGUGAAGAUGAAGACCGACUGUUUGAUUUCAGCUGGUGCUCUGACGCUCUAACGCUGGUUUUUAUCUUUAUUUCACUGCUUCAUGCUUGAAUAUGUGUUUGAUAUGACUGAGAAUGACAACUUUCUAGACAUUUAAGAUUAAAUCUGAAGGAGAAUGAAGAUAUUGAACCAAAGAGCUCAUGUUCUCCUCGCAUGAAACAUUUACACUUGAAAAUUACAAUUACACUCAAAAAUAUUGGGGCCUAAAAUUUAACAUUCAUGUGUUUGAAUUGCAUAUAAAAAUGGACACAGUUUAAACAAAAAACAAUAAAAUUAAUGUGAUUCGUAUUUGUCAGGCAUACAUAAAUGUAAAGUCAGAUUUCUUACUGUAUUAUUGCCUAUUUGCAUCUAUCGAUUUUAUUUAAAUAAUCAUUUUCAAAGUGUAUUGUGAGUGUGUAGUAUGAACAUGGUUAAAAUAUGACUAGCUGUGGGACAAGCAAUAUUCAAUUAGUUCAAAUAACAGAAACAAAUCAGAUUGAUUGAUGAUAAUUAUAUAAACCAUCUUUCAUUUAUUGUGACUGACAAAUAUGCAUCACGUUAAGUUUAUUUGUUUUUGUUAAUACUGUGUAAUCAGUUUGUUUAUUUGUUUUUUCAAUGUGUUUUGUUUUGUUUUAGUAUGCAAUGAAUCGAUGCAGUAAUUAUCAGGACUUUUGGACUUUUUCCUGUAACUGUGAAUGGAUUUUCUUUUUGUGAUAAUUGUACAAGAAUGUUUUACAUGUGAUGUAUAACUUAGAUUUUAUAGUAGAGUUUUGUAUGCAAAAAUAGAUGGAAAUCUCUCACUGCUGCAGCUGCUGAACUCACCGUCACUGAUCUGAUGCUGCUUCAGUCCUCAGACUUGAACUUUGUGUGGAUUUUUAUAGUCUUUGAACUCUGUACUGAUUUAGUUUUAUUUCUCUAUAAACGCUUCUAUCUCUAUGUUUUAUGGAAGAGGAUUAGGGCCAAGCAAAAAAAUAAAAUAAAAAUAAA